GAGCUUGCGCAGGGGGUGUUGGUUGGUGGGGAUUCGACGACGGAGAGGGUGGUGUCUGUGUGUGAGUAUACACGUACCAAGCCGAGGCUGGGACUGCGAUUUUUCUCGUAUCCGCUCGGGUCUGGGUCUCCUCUGCACUCGUGUGGCCCGUGUGUCUCGUGUGUCUCGUGUGCGCUCGUGAGUCGGCGCACAGGGAGCCAGCAGCAUGGCGGCACCCGAGGAUGGUGUCGUGGAUGCGGUGAUUGCUGUACCUCUGGCCAACGAGGAGCCGGGUGAGGUGGAAAGGGACUUCAAUGCUGGCCCGUCAGCCUCCGAUGCAGUUAGCACGAUCGGUGCGCCCGAGGACUCUGGCGACAUCGAAGCUGAUGUGGGCGCCGAGGCUGUUGAUGUUGAAAUCGACGCCGAUGGCGAUGCGAAAGCCGAGCCCGACGAACCAACCUACGAUGAGCAAGAUGCGGACACGGAAGCGCGAGCUGCUCAGGCCGACGAAGAUGCCGAAGCCGGCACCGAAGCGGCUGCACAACCCAGCGGCCCCCGACACAUGAACGUGAUUGUCAAAGGGGAAGAUGACGUUGAAAAGACGUACAUUGUACAUCUGGAAGGACCCACACAUCGCAAGCCAUUCUUGGGUGGCUAUCGCCAUCGCAAAACAGGCGUUGUCUUUCACAACGCCGCGACUCAGACAAUGCGCCGCGCCCGCACGCCCGCGCGUGACCUGUAUCACCGCACCACGCAAACAGCUAUCCUGCGCUCAGAGCCAAAGUUUGCCACUCAGACCUCUGUACACACUUCCACGCAGAUGAGCAAAGUGGGGCACUAUGUGACGCGGGAAACCGACAAGGUCAUACAAGGCGCAGGCUACGAAACGGCUCAAGACUGGCAUGCGCGCCGGGUCAAGGCUGUGAUUGUUAUUCAGACCUUUUUUCGCCGUUGGAAGGCGCAAACUUUUGUCCACCAGCUACGCGAAGCUCGCGACAACUAUCAGCGCUGGGUGAUCGAGGAGGCGCAGCGCGAGCGGGAUGCCGAGGAACGAGCCUUUGAAUGGGAUAUGUUCCGCCGGCUCAAUCCACGCACGGCGGAAGACUUUGAUAUGCUCUAUAGCUCCCUGGAAACUUGGCGGAGGGAGCAGGAAGAACGCAUCCAGACGCUCCCUGCCGAAGCUCAGCAAAAAGCUCGCAUGGAUUUGCUAACGCAACAGUCCAAGUACUUGGCCUCAAUCGACCAGCUCAAGUUGAUUGCGGAUGAGGAUAAUCGCGCCCGUCGCAUUGAUCGCUUUCUGGAGGCUGCUGCAACGCCUCGGCAAUGGGAAAAUCCGCAGUAUGGCUUGUCCGUGGCCAUGGAGACGGCAGACACCAAGCGUGCCAAGGAAAUUCGUGAUCUCUAUCGCCUGCUUAAAAUGACUGAACUUGAGCUUGAUGAGCGUCUGGAUGCCCUCUUACAAGUCAAAGCCGUGGUCGAAAAGUACAACACCUCGCUUUGCGCCGAGAUCCUGGAUCUCAUUCAGCGCGAGGCUGAUAUGAUAGGUCGCAACAUGACCUCCAGUGUCCUCACUGGCUUGCGUCAGCGGUUGCUGAAUCUGUUUUUGCAAUUUGCUGAAGAUCCACAGUACAACCCCGAGGCAGCACGCUUGCUACCCGUGCACCAGGACAAGUCCUUUUUCCGGGGCAAUGUGGCCCGUGCGGCCGGCACUGAUGUCUUUCUCACAACCAAUCGCUUCGACGUUCCCACAACUUCCACUCGAGGGCUGGGUCGAUCUAAGGAACAGGAACGAGCUUAUAACCGCGCGAUUCACCGCGAGGACAACCGCCUUUUCCGGAUUAUGCUGGAUGCGGCCCGGGUAGCGGAGCAACGCCGGGACGGAAACGCAACUUGCGUCAUGCUGAUGACACCUCGGGAUGUCCGUUACCUGGUGGAAAGCAUCUGGGGGUCCAAGUCAGCGCUCUCAGAAGAAAGCGACCUUCGCCGCCUUGUCUUGGCUCGCUGGAACAAGGCCAAACCUCUAUCACCCUGGAACGUCGUACUGCUGGAUCAAGCCGAGGUUGCUGCACAUGAAAAGCUCGACGCGGUGGAGCAGAAUUAUGGACCCGCCUUUUUGGCUCGGGUGCAACAAAAGCAUCUUCGGGCUAAGCAACACUUUGCUACUCUGCGAGCGCACCUCAAUCAGGCACGGAAGCAAGACUCCACCCGAGCUGCUGACCUACAUGGCAAGCUCCCCAACGCGGUGCCGGCCUGAGGUCAUCCGUGAAACCAUGAACAUUGUAGCCUUGUGUGCCGUAUCGAUUCUCUUUCUUUCUUCUUUAAAUUCUUUACGCCUCAGAUCAGUCCGAAGACAGACAGUCUGACGGCAUGUGAUGCCAAAUUGACUUGAGUGGCUC
Messenger RNA from Monosiga brevicollis MX1, 2375 nucleotides. RefSeq lists its product as uncharacterized. Gene Ontology annotation, biological process: cilium assembly. Lineage: Eukaryota; Choanoflagellata; Craspedida; Salpingoecidae. The transcript is spliced from 9 exons. The coding region runs from base 206 to 2233 and encodes 675 amino acids. Gene Ontology annotation, cellular component: acrosomal vesicle; motile cilium. The record is from RefSeq and is a predicted model, not a curated record.